Messenger RNA from Apiotrichum porosum, 909 nucleotides. RefSeq lists its product as uncharacterized. Lineage: Eukaryota; Fungi; Basidiomycota; Tremellomycetes; Trichosporonales; Trichosporonaceae. Gene Ontology annotation, biological process: carbohydrate metabolic process. The transcript is spliced from 6 exons. Gene Ontology annotation, molecular function: hydrolase activity, acting on carbon-nitrogen (but not peptide) bonds. The coding region runs from base 1 to 909 and encodes 302 amino acids. The record is from RefSeq and is a predicted model, not a curated record.
AUGCCCGGCCGUGCGCUUAUAUGUGUCGACGUCGAUGCGGUCGCCGGUUGGCUGGGCAGUUAUGGUGGUGAGGACUCGCCCGGUGACGUGAGCAGAGGUAUGUGGGCAGGCGAAGUAGGCAUUCCGCGUCUGCUCGCGCUGUUCAAGAAGUUUGGCAUCACGACAACCUGGUAUGUGCCGGGACAUAGCCUGGACACGUUCCCCGAUGAGAUGGCGGCAGUGCGCGACGCUGGACAUGAAAUUGGUCUCCACGGCUACAGCCACGAGAACCCCACUGCUCUGUCUAUUGAGCAGCAGCGUGACAUUCUGGAGCACACGUUCGACCAGGUCACCCAGUUCCUUGGCAAGCCCCCUCAAGGCAGCGUGGCACCAUGGUGGGAGGCCAGCGCUGAGGGCAUCGAUCUCCUUCUCGAGAAAGGUAUCACGUACGAUCACAGCUUCCAGCACCGCGACUCGGAAGCGUACUACCUCCGCUCGGGCGACAGCUGGACCAACAUCGACUACAGCAAGGACGCCAAGAGCUGGAUGGUGCCCGUGCAGCGCGGCACCCCAACUGGACUGGUCGAGAUUGCCGUCAACUGGGAUCUCGAUGACCUUCCUCCCAUGAUGUUUAUGAAGGGCGCCAAGAGCACGCAGGGCUUCGUUGACGCACACGUUAUCGAGCAAAAGUGGAAGGACUGGUUCGAGUACCUCUGGGAGAACGAGAGGGAGAAGGGCUUCAUCAUGCCCAUCACUGUGCACCCUGAUGUGUCUGGUCGUCCUCACGUCCUCAAGAUGCUCGAGCGCUUCAUCACCUGGGUCAACACGCACAAGGGUGUUGAGUGGGUUACGAUGCUGGAGAUUGCGGACGACUUCCGCAAGAACAACCCGGCACCUAAGGAUGCCAAGAUGCCCAAGGGCUUCAAGUAA